AAGCAGAAUGGAGGUUUUCCCAGUCAGGCAAAGGCAAUGGCCUGCCUCUCAAACACGUGAGAGCCCGGCGGGUGCUGCCACCGUGGAGCCUUUCGCGUACUGCGUCACCAAGAAGAGCCUGGGAGACGUGUGCGAGCACUGCCUGAGCAGGAAAGAACGACUUCUUAGGUGUUCUCAGUGCAAAGUUGCAAGAUACUGCAAUAUACAAUGUCAGAAAGAAGCAUGGCAAGAUCACAAACAAGAAUGCAAGUGUAUUAAGAAUAUUGAUCCCAACUUUCCCCCUGAUUCAGUGAGGCUUGUUGGCAGGAUUAUUUUCAAGCUACUAAGACAAUCAACAUGCCCAUCUGAGGAGCUUUACUCUUUUUCUGAUCUUCAGUCAAAUUUUGAAAAGUUAAGUGAAGAAAUGAAAGAAGGCCUUGGGUACCUUACAAAGGCAUUGCAGCUAUAUUUGAAGGCAGAGAUUCAAGAUGCUUCUCAGCUGCCACCUGGCCUAGAUGUUUUUCAGACCUUCGCAAAAGUUCUGCUUAUGGAUUUAGAAUGGAAGAAAAUUAAACCACUGAUUUUGGAGGUAUUAGGCUUACUUUCUUUUCUCUUGGACUGUGCCCACUAUUCUGGUGUAGCUGAUAUUUGCUCUGGAAACUCUUCCGUCGCUUCUAGCAUUUUAGUAAUCUAUGUGACCUGUAACUGCUUCAGCAUUAGUAAUGGAGAGGUGCAGGAUGUUGGUGUUGGCCUUUAUCCCAGUAUGUCUUUGCUGAACAACAGUUGUGAUCCAAACUGCGUGAUAGUCUUUGAGGGUCGUCAGCUGUACCUUCACUCAGUCCGGGAGAUUCAGAUAGGUGAAGAGCUCACCAUCAGCUAUACUGACACAAUGAUGCCCAGCACUGAACGUCGGCAACAACUGAAGCGUCAGUAUUGUUUUGAAUGCAAUUGCCAUAUGUGCCACACACAUAGCAGGGACGCUGACCUGUUGGCAGGCAAUGAGCAAGCUUGGAAAGAAGUCAAAGAAGCUAUAAAUAAAAUGACAACUCCCAAGUCACAGGAAGAGUGGAAACUGGCUCUGGUGAAAUGCCAGACAUUGCUGAAGAACACCAGUACUCUUCUCCCAGACACAAAUAUCUACCAGCUGAAACUACUUGACCUUGCCAUGGAUGCCUGCAUAAACCUUGGUCUUUUGGAGGAAGCUUUGCUUUACGGGAACAGAACUUUGGAGCCCUUCAGGUUUUAUUAUUCUGGCUUCCAUCCUUUGAGAGCUGUCCAGCUGAUGCGAGUGGCCAAAUUGCAGUACAGUCAAGACAUGUUUCCUCAGGCCCUGGAAACACUGAAGCAGGCUUAUGACAUUAUGAAAGUGACCCAUGGGGCAGAGCACAGCUUAGUGCAAAACUUGAUGAUGCUUAAAGAAGACUGUGAGGCUGGCAAAACAGCGAAGAGUGGCUUUCAAAUUGGAUAAACUCUGCUCUGCAAGAGAGAGGCCAAGGGAAGAUACUGAAGGAAGCUGAUCUACUUCUAGACAAUGGCAGUAAAAUCUCCAUGUGGGGGAUGUUCUAUUUGCUGUAUACUCUCUGCUUUAUUGUUCUGUUAGUUUUCCAACUGAAGUUUCUCUCCAGUGGCCAAUUCUAGCUGCAAUUCACUGUCUGAAAAGUGAUAUGUUAACAAAGAAACCUCGGCAAUUCUUGGUAAAACCUCAUCUAACUAUUAAAAACAUUUGUGAGAAUGAUA
Messenger RNA from Sphaerodactylus townsendi, 1716 nucleotides. It is a transcript of the gene SMYD3, whose product is annotated as SET and MYND domain containing 3. The record is from RefSeq and is a predicted model, not a curated record. Gene Ontology annotation, cellular component: nucleus. Gene Ontology annotation, molecular function: histone methyltransferase activity; protein binding. The transcript is spliced from 13 exons. NCBI's taxonomy places the organism in Eukaryota, Metazoa, Chordata, Lepidosauria, Squamata, Sphaerodactylidae. Bases 8 to 1447 code for a protein of 479 amino acids.